CGGAUGGAGCGGCCAUUGGGCGGAAGUGAGCAGAGGUGCACAAUAACUGCGGGCUGGGAGGAGGAAAAAUAUAAAUACACUUUUAACAAAUUAAACACACACUGUGUGACAGCGUUGGAUUGUUUCCGAAAAACAACGAGCCUCUAAUACGAACAGAAACGACCGCAGACUUGACUGUGAGUGCCCUCGGUAGCACCGGAUCGCCGGAAUCAAGUCGUGGAAGUUGCUGAAAAAAAGCGCAGUUCAGCCUGCACGGAGCCGAGAGGAACCCACGGGCUUCGGGUUACGCCGAGCACCCUCGCCGCCGCUUCGUUUUCUUUGCGAGACUCUUGCUAAAUUUAAAGGGGCUCUCUGGAUGAAUUAUGUCUACCACCAGUAUUGACCCACAGACAUCCAAAGGACAAGACGCUAAAGUGCAAAAUGGCUCUCUUCAUCAGAAGGAAACAGUCCACGAUAAUGACUUCGACGCAUACCUCACUGGCCAGUCAAAUCCGAAUAACAGUUACCAAUCCAUGACUGAUCCUUACCUGUCUAGCUACUAUGCCCCCUCAAUUGGGUUCCCAUACCCCCUCAGUGAAGCCCCCUGGUCCACUGGCGGAGACCCACCGAUCCCGUACCUCACUCCAUAUGCCCCCCUUAGCAAUGGAGACCAUCAUUUCAUGCAUGACACUGUGUUUGGACAACCGGGGGGUCUGGGCAGUAGCAUCUAUCCACACCGUUUUAACUUUUUUCCAGAAAACCCUGCAUUUUCUGCCUGGGGUACUAGUGGCUCCCAGGGCCAGCAGACGCAAAGUUCUGCAUAUGGAGGCAGUUACAGUUACCCACCUAGUUCUUUAGGAGGCACUCUGGUGCCGGAUGGGCAAACAGGUUUUCCCAGUGACACCUUGAAUAAAGCACCAGGUAUGAACAGCUUGGAGCAGGGCAUGGUGGGGCUAAAGAUUGGUGGUGAUGUGACAGGAGGUGGUUCAGGAGUGAAAACGGUGGGCUCGGUGAUCGGUGGAGGGCCAGUGGCGGCAGCAGUUGCCACGGGUAACGGUGGUACUCCUAUUGGAAUGCCGCCCCCCAAACCUGCAUCUUGGGCCGCCAUUGCUAGCAAACCAGCCAAGCCUCAGCAGAUGAAGGUGAAGAGUAAGCCGGGGAUGCCCAUGGCUGGUGGCACCCUUCCUCCACCACCUAUUAAACAUAACAUGGACAUUGGAACUUGGGAUAAUAAGGGCCCCGUGACGAAAGUUGCGUCCCCGUUGCCCCCGCACCACCACCAUCAUCACCACCACCAGCAGCCCCCUCUCCACUCCCAGGGUCACUUACAACCUCACCCUCAUGGGCUCCCACCACCACCUCAACCUCCCAUUCCGUCUGCCCAAUCACUUGCCCAGCAGAUGGCUAUGCAGGGCCCGCCCCCUCCACAGCCCUACCAAAACCACACCCCUGCUCCUCCCCCCCAAACCAGGUGGGUCGCCCCACGGAAUCGUAAUCCAGGUUACGGCGGGGGUGGCAGCGUGGACAGCAGCGGCUCCUCGGGUGGCGGAGGGGUUGGUAACGGUGGUGGGGGUGGACCUCCAGGCUCAGGUACCAUCGAGUCACAUCCGGUUCUGGAAAAGCUCCGUGCGGCGCACAGCUACAACCCCAAGGAAUUCGAUUGGAACCUGAAAAACGGGCGGGUGUUCAUUAUUAAGAGUUACUCGGAGGACGACAUCCACCGCUCCAUCAAGUACUCCAUCUGGUGCAGCACGGAACACGGUAACAAACGGCUGGAUUCUGCUUUUCGCGCCAUCAACAGUAAAGGGCCCGUCUAUCUGCUGUUCAGCGUUAACGGCAGCGGACACUUUUGUGGCGUGGCGGAGAUGCGCUCGCCCGUAGACUACGGAACCAGCGCCGGCGUUUGGGCGCAGGACAAGUGGAAGGGAAAAUUCGAUGUGGACUGGCUGUUUGUUAAAGACGUACCCAACAGCCAGCUCAGGCACAUCCGCCUUGAGAACAAUGACAACAAGCCAGUCACCAACUCGCGUGACACGCAGGAGGUGCCGCUGGAGAAAGCGAAGCAGGUGCUGAAGAUCAUCGCCACUUAUAAACACACCACCUCCAUCUUUGAUGACUUCUCACACUACGAGAAACGGCAGGAGGAGGAAGAGGUGGUAAGAAAGAACGUAGAGCCUGCUCCUCUGCAGAACCGAUCCCGACUGGAUCAAGAACGCCAAAUCCGAAAUAAACAAUAGAAGGCUGCCCCCUACAGCCAACAAGCAGUUGUUUUAGGACUGACCAUUUGAAAAUGAAAUUUAAAGAGGACACCAGAUGAAAUUUAAAAAAAUAAACAAUCAUUAUGUUUUUCUAUUUAAUUCUGGUGACUUAAGCCAGCGUCAGACUCGAGUCUCUGCUCUUCUGUCUUCACCUGUGGUGGCUGAAGUCGAUUAGCGUCGAGUCGCGUCAUCGUUACGAUUUUUCUUUUCUAUCAUUUGGUAUUGUUUUCAUGCACCCCCUUUGACCAACCAAUAUCUGCACAAGUCUCUUUUUUUUGUCCUGUUUAUGUUUCUUCAGCCCCACCGAUCCUCAUGGUUGCCCUUAAGAGUUGGUUAGGUGAGUGGGUAGUGAAUUUUGUAACACGUGUAUGUAUGUGUGCGUGUGUGUGUGUGUGUUAGGAAAGUGUGAUGAGUGUAAGUCGGUCAUGUCAGAUGGGGGGCAUCUUCAGCAUCAGUAACUGUAAUGGGCCAGUUUUUUUGUUUUGUUUUUUUCUAGUGGGUGACUUAACCCAUUUGUGGAGUGUUGUGCAACUGCGUAGAAGGGACAAUGAAAUGUGUCUUGACAUGAGAUGAUAAUGUUAUAGAAAAACUAUAUUUUUGAAUUAUGUAACACUUUUUGUGUUCAGUGACGAGCCACACGUGUCACCUGUUUUUUCUUUUCUGUUUUUCCUGCUUGGAGCCUUAACAUUUUAAAGCUACGGUGUCAUCAGAACUGUUUAAUAAUGGCUGUUCUAUACCUCAGUUGAAACAGCAUUAUCAGGGAGAAGACAUCCCAUGCAUCUUUACCCAGGGGAAGUCAACAUUGUCACUGGCUGGACUAAAAAUUCUGGACUAAUGUUUUAGUUGUGGUUCAGAGUUCAGUGCUCAGACUCUGUUCGCAUACUUAAUGUUUAAAGAGCAGAAAUGUAACUACUUACUGUUCCAAACCCCGCCCAGCAGAGGUCGCUUUUUCUUUACACCAAUUUGAGAGAUGUAGCAAUUUACUGCUUUUAUUUGAAAUCACUUUAGAUGCAUCACAUUUUUUGUUCUUUGUCCUUUCCUAACAGAUUUCAUUUUAUCGCUUUUCCUCCCCCAUGUCCUCAGUAUAUUGCUAAGCUUUAACGUAGGAUCAUAUAAUUAUAAUAAUAACGAAGAAAGCCUCAAACGUGUAACCUGAAAUUUAAUGUUACUGAUUUACUGUUAAAGGAAAAAACAAACAAAAAAAGAGUAUAUGGUUUCUGUGCGUGGUUUUUUUAGGACCUGCUUGCUGUUUUGUGUGUUUGUGUGUGGGAGAGCAGAAUUGAGCUGUGCGAGGGUUUCAAAUUUCUAUAGUCAUAUAACAAAAGAUUCAUUAAAUAUAUGAAAUACUAAAAAUAUUAAAAAAGGAAUUACAAGACAAACAUUUAAGUCACCCCUGAAAUGAAUAUGCAUUGUAUUGGAAGGUCACUAUCUAUCACGUUCUUAGAUUUGAUCAUGCUCAUUAUUAAAAUAAUACUAUAUGGUGUAA
Molecule: messenger RNA, 3723 nt
Organism: Misgurnus anguillicaudatus (oriental weatherfish)
Lineage: Eukaryota; Metazoa; Chordata; Actinopteri; Cypriniformes; Cobitidae
Gene: ythdf1
Product: YTH N6-methyladenosine RNA binding protein F1
Biological process (GO): mRNA destabilization
Cellular component (GO): cytoplasm
Molecular function (GO): N6-methyladenosine-containing RNA reader activity; mRNA binding
Source: RefSeq, a predicted model, not a curated record